Messenger RNA from Quercus lobata, 3321 nucleotides. RefSeq names its product receptor-like protein EIX2. The transcript has a single exon. Gene Ontology annotation, molecular function: protein binding. The coding region runs from base 144 to 3203 and encodes 1019 amino acids. Lineage: Eukaryota; Viridiplantae; Streptophyta; Magnoliopsida; Fagales; Fagaceae. The record is from RefSeq and is a predicted model, not a curated record.
GAAAGAAACUCAGCAAAAGAGUUAUAAUGACGCGUCUCUAUACUAAUCAAAAAGACUUACGCGUCUUCGUCUCCUAUAAAUGACCAUGACAUUAGUAGCAUUUUCGUGGAUUACCUUUGCUGUUACUUACAAAAUCUUUGAUCAUGGACCUUUUCUUGAGAAUAAGAGCCAUUACAUUAAUCCUUUUACUUGGGCUGCUCAGUAUAGCAUCUAUCAAUCCUAAGUUCAGCAGUGGAGAGUCUGAUCAGGUUCGUUGCAUAGAAAGUGAGCGACAGGCACUUCUUAAGUUCAAGCAAGAUCUUAAAGACCCUUUAAACCGGCUUGUCUCUUGGGCUGGUAAUGGAGAUUGUUGUCAGUGGGUGGGAGUUGUCUGCGACAACGUUACUGGUCAUGUCCAUGAACUCCGUCUCAGAAGCUUUCCUUUGGUGGAUGAUUUUGCAUCUUAUGAGCGAUCAAGAUUGGGAGGUAAGAUAAAUCCUUCUCUGCUUGAUUUGAAGCAUUUGAUUUACUUGGACCUCAGCAACAAUUAUUUCCAUCAUACUCAAAUUCCCAAAUUCCUCGGUUCAAUGGAGAGCUUAAGAUAUCUUAAUCUCUCCCGUGCGGGAUUUGGGGGAUUGAUUCCUCAUCAACUUGGGAAUCUCUCUAAUUUGCACUAUCUUGAUCUUGGAGGUUUUUAUGAUAAUGACUUAAAUGUCAUGAACCUUCAAUGGCUUUCUAGUCUUCCUUUAAUUCAACACCUUGAUUUGAGUGGUGUAAACCUUAGCAAAGCCUCUGAUUGGCUACAUGUGAUAAACAAACUCUCGUUCUUGUCAGAGUUGCGAUUGUCAUAUUGCCAACUUCAAGGUUUCAUCCCACCCAUACCCAAUAUUAACUCUUCAUCUCUCACCACUCUUGAUCUUUCAACAAACCAUUUCGGAAAAAACAACUUGAUUCUAUCAUGGGUCUUUAGUCUUCAUAAUCUAGUUUCUCUUGAUCUAUUUGCCAGUUGGUUUCAAGGUCCAAUCCCUGUUGGUCUCCAAAACUUGACCUCUCUUGUACGUCUUGAUCUAUCUUUGAACAAUUUCAACUCCUCAAUUCCCAAUUGGUUGUAUAGUUUUAAUCGUCUUGAGUUUUUGAACCUUUACUCCACUAAUUUGCAAGGUACAAUCUCUAGUUCCAUUGGAAACCUAACAUCUGCCAUUGGCAUACACAUGCCAUUCAAUGAACUUGGAGGAAAGAUACCAACAUCGUUGGGAAAUCUCUGCAACUUAAAGGAAAUUGAUUUGUCAUACAACCAAUUGAGUCAAGAGAUUUCUGAACUCUUAGAAAGUUUAUCAGGAUGUGUUUCAAAUGGACUAGUGAUCCUAGACUUGACUGAAGUAGACCUUUCUGGUCAUUUGACUAUUGAGCUAAUUGGGCAAUUUAUAGAUCUGGUUGAACUUUCUUUGGGGAGUACAUUAGUUUCAGGUCAAAUUCCAGAGUCUAUAGGAAAUCUUUCAUUUUUGAGAAUCUUGGACCUUGCAGAUAAUCAACUUAAUGGAACUCUUCCUCAAAGUCUUGGACAACUCUCCAAAUUAGAGUCUCUAUAUAUUGCUUCAAAUAAGUUCAAUGGUGUUGUAUCCGAAGUUCAUUUUGCCAAUUUAACAAGAUUAAUAGAACUUCAUGCAUCUAAAAAUCAACUUACUUUAGAAGUAAGUCACAAUUGGAUCCCUUCUUUUCAACUGUACCAGUUAGGAUUUAGAUCAUGGAAUUUAGGGCCAAAAUUUCCAUCAUGGCUUUGUUCACAAAAGCAUCUCUGGUAUUUGGAUAUAUCCAACACCAAUGUUUCAAAUGUAGUUCCACCUUUGUUUUGGAACAUGUCUUCUCAAUUCAUGUAUCUAAAUUUGUCUCACAAUCUGAUGUAUGGAGAGAUUCCAAAUAUUUUGAUGGUUUUUCCUAAUCGUCCAACAUUUGAUAUGAGUUCAAAUCGCUUCAAUGGUUUGUUACCUCUUAUAUCCUCAUAUGUGACCAUAUUAGAUCUUUCUAACAAUUUAUUGUCUGGAUCUAUAUCUCACUUUUUGUGUUACAAGAUGAAUGAGCCCAAACAAAUGGAAUAUCUCGAUUUUGAAAAAAAUAUUUUAUCAGGAGAAAUAGCUGAUUGUUGGAAAAUGUGGCAAAGUUUGUCAGCCUUAAAUUUGGGAAGCAAUAAUUUCAUUGGUAGUAUUCCAGCAUCCAUUGGAUCUUUGAUUGACCUUAUGUAUUUACACCUAUAUGACAACAAAUUCUCUGGAAAAUUACCAUCCUCUUUGAAAAAUUGUAAAGAGCUAGUGACCAUUGAUAUUGGUGAAAAUGAAUUUGUUGGAAGCAUGCCUUCAUGGAUAGGACAAUUUUCAAACUUGAUGAUUCUCUACCUUCGCUCAAAUAAUUUUCAUGGUCUUAUGCCAAAAGAAGUUUGUGCUCUGUCUUCACUCCAAAUCUUGGACCUUUCACAUAAUAAGCUAUUUGGAGGCAUACCUACAUGUGUUAUGAAUUUCAGUGCCAUGACCACAACUAACAAUUCAGACAUUGCCUUUUAUUCAUAUGGCUUCUCAAUAGGAUAUGCUGAACAUGAGCAAUUUGAAAGUGCAUUGCUUGUGAUGAAGGGACGAGUUGUUGAGUAUGGCACCAUUCUUGGGCUAGUAAAAAGUAUAGAUCUUUCAAAGAACAAUUUCUCUGGAGAGAUCCCCAAUGAAGUGACUAGUCUCCAAGGAUUACAAUCAUUGAAUUUGUCAUUUAAUAUCUUUAUUGGAAGGAUUCCUGAGAGUAUAGGUGUUAUGAGAUCACUAGAAUUUAUUGAUUUUUCUGUAAACCAACUUUCAGGUGAAAUUCCUCCAAGUUUGUCGAGUUUGACAUUUUUGAGUCGGUUGAAUUUGUCAUACAACAAAUUAAUUGGAAAAAUUCCUUCAAGCACUCAGCUUCAAAGCCUUAAUGCUUCUAGUUUUAUUGGAAAUGAACUUUGUGGACCUCCACUUACUGAUAAUUGUACUUUAAAUGAUGGAAACCUCAACAUUGAAAACAAAGGUAGCAAGGAUACUAGUGGACUUGAAGUGGAUUGGUUCUAUGUGAGCAUGGCACUUGGAUUUGUUGUUGGUUUUUGGGUUUUAUGGGGUCCUUUACUUUUAAACAAGCAAUGGAGAAUUUUGUACUUUCAAUUCCUGGAUCGCAUGGAGUACAAGCUUAGGGGUGUUGUGGCAAAAUGUUGGUAGUUGUGUAAAUUUUAUUAAGAUUCUUAAUAUUUAGUGCGAAUGUCAUUUAAUGUUGUCAAUCAAUGUUUUGAUGUUUUCUAAAUGAUCUUUGAGCUGGUUGUUAAUAAUAUUGUUAUCU